Messenger RNA from Rhagoletis pomonella (apple maggot), 3505 nucleotides. RefSeq lists its product as uncharacterized. The record is from RefSeq and is a predicted model, not a curated record. The transcript has 2 exons. Bases 1294 to 1986 code for a protein of 230 amino acids. NCBI's taxonomy places the organism in Eukaryota, Metazoa, Arthropoda, Insecta, Diptera, Tephritidae.
GGGAGGAGCGAGAGGAGAGUCAGGAUGAGAUUGGGUGGUAAGAGGGGAGAUUGUAUUUGAAAUAAUAGUUUUAUUUUUAGGUGUAGAUUCUUUAAUAUUGAUAUAGCAAAAGAAGUGGGGUUAGUAGUUGGUAGUUGAUCAUUAUAUUUUUUGAUUGCAUCGCGCAUACUGCAUUUAUUUAUAGGUUUAAUUUUAAGUAUUUCUUUAGUUUGCUGAAUACUUUUCGUUCGUGAGUGUGAAAGGUCGUGUUAUAGUUAGCUCCGGGAAGUUUUUAAAUUCAUCGGUUUUUAUUAGCUUAACGCGAUUUCAAAUGCAAAUAGCAAUUCAUAUAUAUAAUCGGAAAGUGAAUUUUGCUAAAUAGCAAAGUGAUAGUGACACUAGUUUAAGCAAAUCAAAUUAAAUUAAAAUAUACUUUGACUAGGAAGAAAACGGUGAAAGUGAAGAGAAUAGUGAUAGGCGAAAAGGAGCGUAGCAGCGGCUUCGUGUUUUACAUCUAGUAAAAAUAACACAUACAUACAAACACAAAUAACAAAUUGUGAACCAUAAUAAACACAAGAAUCGAUAACACCGUGCCUCAAGGCUUGGGACGUCGGCAAAUAAAUAAAAAACACUCAAAAGUGCAGUGAAAUGUCAGCCAAGAAAAUGGGUGACUGCCAUAAAUGCAAAGGCCUACUACGCGGUGAGAGUGGAAUCCGCUGUGAAGGUAUAUGCGGCAAAGUGUUUCACUGGGCAAAGAAAUGCUCUGAUCUGGAUGAGUACAGUAAAAAAGUACUUGCGGACAAUGCCUAUGUGCGCUUUAUGUGUGAUGGUUGUCUCACAUAUAUGCAUAAUAUUGAUGAGGUGUUGCGAAACAUGAAUAUCUCUAUAGAGAAUAAUAGUAAAAACAUAAAAGAGUGUAAAUACGACUUUCAAGAGUCGCAAAAAAUGCAGGUUAAAGAGCUAAGAGCUCCUUUUAGAAGCAAUAGAGAGGAAAUUCGAUGAGCGUAUAGAUGCAAUGCAAAGAGUUCAAAAAACAUGCGAAACGGGCAUAGCUGAGGCAAAUAAGAUGAAAGCUGUAGCUGAGGAUGUGAAAAACAUAGCCAAGAUCUAUGCGAGGCUAUGGUACGAAAUGAGAGUCAAAGUAGAAAAAUAUGUGAAGAAAUAAAAAAGUCAGUAAGUGAAGGGUUGAAAUCAACCCAUCAUAGCAAGGCCUCAUAUGCUAAGCGUUUAAAAAGCGGAAUAGUGAAUCACAAAGAGCCGAAAAUAAAUUAAGAGAAACCGCUGAUCAUAAAACCGAAAGAGAAGCAAGACGCUAUGAAAACAAAAAAAGACUUGAAUAAGAACGUUGAUCCGUCGGAUCUAAAAAUAAGCAACGUGCACGGUAGGAAAAGUGGUACAAUCGUUAUUAAAAGCGAAAACGAGUCUGAGCGCGAUAAAAUAAAGACCGCAAUUGCAAAUAAAAUGAGUGACCGCUAUGAAAUUAGAGUGCCGAAUACGGCUAAACCCAAGUUUAUGGCGUUUGGAGUAAGCCUUAAAUAUGAAAGCGAGCAACUUGCAGAAAUGAUUAAAAAACAAAAAGAAUGUUUAAAAAGUGCUGCCUUUGAAAUUAUUAAAUACAUUGAAGUCAAGAAAGAUAAGUCUACAUACUAUAAUGUGCUCAUUAAAACGGACGUUGAUACGUUCUCGGCAGAACUCAAAAGCGAAAAAAUAAAUAUUGGGUGGGAGAAAUGUAGAGUCCAAGAUGAUAUGGGUGUGUCAGUCUGCUACAAAUGUAAGGGCUUCAAUCAUAUAGCUACGAAGUGCAAGGAUGAAGAGGUCUGCCUGAAGUACUUGGGUAAUCAUAAAACAAUGGAGUGCACAAAGGAGCAAAUAAACAAGUGUAUCAAUUGCAUUCGUGCAAACAAAAAAUUUAAUCUAAGGCUCGACGUGAACCACUUGACAAUUAAUCGACAGUGUCCUGUAUACAUGAAGAAACUAGAGCAUACGAGAAAUAGAGCCAGCUAUUAACAAUUACAGUCAGUUAAUAGGAACCCUGACAUGGAGUUGACGGUUCACCCAGUACAUGAAAAGCAUAACAGUGACUUGAAAUGCGUUUAUCUUAACAUAAGUAGUAUAAUAGCUAAUAAAAUAGAGCUUGAAAGGCUAAUUGAACUUGUUGAUCCGGAUAUAGUUCUAUGUUCCGAAACUUGUACAACAGAGGAAAUAUACGACUAUGAAAUACAGUUUCCAACAUAUCAGGUUGUAAGUUGUGACUCGUACAGUAGACAUACAGGAGGGGUAAUCAUAAUAUUGCGUAACGCACUAGAUUUUAAAAUAAUACUAAACAAAUCUAUCGAUAAAAAUGUUUAGUGUGUAGUUAUCCAACUGAAAAAUCUCGAAACCAAAUGGAAAAUCGGGGUGGUCUAUCACUCACCUAGUUCAAGUGAUGCUGAUUUUCUAGCAUAUAUGGAGACCAUUUUGUCGGAAAUAUGAGAUAACAUGGUUAAUACUAAUAUAAUAUAAACCUGAAUAUAAUGUCGACAUAUAGUAAGAAACUGAAUGAGAUAUUCGCCCAUCAGGCAAUGAAGCAGUUAAUUAACUUUAAUACUAGGGUUACUGAAUAUUCCGAAACACUGAUCGACUUAUUGUACUCGAACGCUAAGGAAGUUUCAUGUGAAAAAGCGGAGGAACAUAGAAUGUCGGAUCAUGAAACUAUAAUGUUCAAAUGCGAUAUAAAAAACAAGGCCCUAUCAGUAAACUAUCUGAAAUAACUUCGUGGGAUGGGUACAGCCCAGACAACCUCAUAAAUAUUUUGAGACAAUGCACCUUCCUGACCUGAAUAGUCUCAGUCCUGAUGGUAUGCUCGAACAUAUUAAUAAUUGUUUGAUUUCGAGUAUGAAUCAACUAACUUCUCGUGUACAAAAGCGGGUCAAAAUCAGAAAUAAAUGGUUUGACAGACAAUUGACUGAAACUAAUAAAGAAAAAUUUAAGUUAUACCAAAGGGCAGUGAUCACUGGUGAUUGGGUAGAAUACAAUGAAAUAAAGAAAGCGUAUAAAAAAAUAAUUAGAAUUAAAAAAAUACAAUAUAUGGAAUACAAGGUGGAAAUUAAUAGGGUGAUAGUCGUUUAAUGUGGAAACAUUUGAAGAAUAUUGUCAAUAAUACAGAUCACAAAGAAAACAUCCAAGAAGUUCUAAUCAACGGUAAAAUAUAUAGCAAUAGUACUGAAAUCGCUGACAAGUUAAACAAUUUCUUUGUUGAUAGUAUCAUCGAUAUUAAUAGGAAUAUAGAAAACAUUAAUUAUGAUCCGAUUCAACAUAGAAAAUAGAUGAUAUUACUCAUAUAGUGAUGAAGUUCAAGAUAAAAAUUGGUGGAAAUAAUUUAUUAUCCGAGGGUGUAAUCAAAGACUCCGUUGAAUACAUGGGUCACUUUUACGCCCUAUUAGUAAAUAAGAGCCUUCAGUUGGGAAUAGUUCCGACAGAAUGGAAAACUUCGACCAUUGUCCCAAUAAAAAAGGUCAAAAACACCAUAAAAUCGGAGGAACUCAGG